Messenger RNA from Mizuhopecten yessoensis (Yesso scallop), 2650 nucleotides. Its product is annotated as UDP-GalNAc:beta-1,3-N-acetylgalactosaminyltransferase 1-like. Gene Ontology annotation, cellular component: membrane. NCBI's taxonomy places the organism in Eukaryota, Metazoa, Mollusca, Bivalvia, Pectinida, Pectinidae. The transcript has 4 exons. The record is from RefSeq and is a predicted model, not a curated record. The coding region runs from base 463 to 1476 and encodes 337 amino acids. Gene Ontology annotation, molecular function: hexosyltransferase activity.
GUACAGGUGAUACAGGACAGAUCGCGUGACAUGAAGAACAGGUAUGGUAACAUAGCGCUGAUUGUCCAACAUGAAGUGAAUAGCUGGAGGUAUAGUAUUUAAAGAGGUACAUUGAUCUGCUGGUGGAUAUUCUAUUCCCGAAGAUUUUGGUGUCAAUCAGUCCUGUUGAAACUUGUUGGUGGCAGGCGAAGAGCUCUGGACAACCAUGGGUAGAUCGCCGCCAUACUGAUGGACCUGUCGAAGGUUUCUGCCUCGUAACUUUUUGGUUGGGAAGCUGAAGGCCUAUUGCUCGAGCAGAGGCUCAGUCAACCGGGUACUAAGCUACAUGAGCAGCAGGAAACAGGACUUCAGGACAUUGCAUUAACUCUUUACACAAAGAUCUUAGCACCACGCCAUACUGUGAUUCCCCUGACAAAGGAAGAUAACUUUGAACCAAAAGUUAUCCUUGUUCACAAUUUGGAAAUGUUUACCAUGACGUCACCACGGUAUCCUCGAUCUGUAAUGAUGUUUGUUAACAAAAAGAGAAGAAAAGUCAUUCUAGGAGGAAUUAUAAUAAGCGCUGUUCUGAUGACCUUGCGAAGUGCUCCUUUAAAAGAUCAAACAGCUGAAACGUUAACCCGUCCUGGUCUUCGAUCGUUUAUGCAACAAGGAGAAAGGAUAGGUAUACCAUUUUUGAUUCAACCGAAGCUAAAGUGUAAUCAGGAAUCUGAGAGAAGCACUGUUAUCACAGUAUUAAGUAAAACGUCAAAUUUGCCACAACGCGAAGUCAUACGACAAACAUGGGGUUGUUCAAAGAUGCAAAUAAAAUACAAUUUUCGUCUGUUUUUUGUAAUCGGAACAGUAACGGAUGUGAGUAGUUUGAACAAUGAAGUGUUUCUCUAUGGAGAUAUAAUACAGGUAGAUAUCCCGGAAAGUUAUUAUAACAUAGUUGAGAAAACAAUCGCAACUUUCCAAUGGGUGACUGAGCUCUGUUUUGAACCACGAUUCUUCUUCAAAAUGGACGACGAUGUCUAUUUUGACCUUGAAUUUCUCAAAAUAAUCCAAAACAAUGACACAUACUUGUCAGAUGACGUAAUUCAUGGAACGUGUGUAUAUGGUGUGCCACCAUACAGAUACCUUGACGCAGAGGGGGACAAAUUUAAAGUUUCUAUUGGCGAGUAUCCUUUUAAUACUUAUCCGCCAUAUUGCGGAGGCCCCGGAUAUUUUAUGACGUCACACACUGCAAACAAAAUGUACCUCAUGAUGAAAACAACCCGUAGCUUUAAAUUCGAAGAUGUCUAUGUCGGAAUGGUGGCAUGUCUAUUACAGAUAUCUGUAGAAACAAUCGAUAAUUUUGUUUACGAAAAGAAAAAUAUUACCAGGCUUCUACAGAAAGUGAAAGUAAAUGGUUUCCGGGUUGUUCACGGAUUAACGCUAGAUGAUGUUCAAUACCUUUGGGAUAGCCGACACCUGGAAUACAAUGAUAGACACGCUUAAUCCUUCUCAUCUUCAAAGAAUGUUGUUUGUAGGAUGAACGUAAGACACAUUUGAUUGUACCAAUAAAAUUUGAUACAGAUUAACAUGAUUUACACUGCGCCAAACAACUGUUUCAUCCGUCUUGGACUCAUUGGAGAUGAUAGGAGGCCAAAAAAUGAUGGAAAUCUCAGUUGGUCUAAACUGAUGUUUAAACAGAAGGAGAUGUGUAUAAAAACCUUGAGUUGUACGAAUCUAAAAAUUAAGAGGACUGCUGCUCAAUUUCAAAUAAUAAUAAUUAGUGGUUCUUAUAUACCGCUAAAUCAUAACCUUGUUCCUAGUUUUACUAGGAAGUUUACUUCAUGCAUACACAUGUGUACAGCUGUCUGUGUUAUCUCAAUCAAUUUUUGAUACAUAAUGAAUGGAUAACAAUAUGAAUUAGCAUAGUAACUCAUUAAUAUAAUGUGUUACUGGAAUAUAAUAAUGGAAGAGGGAAUGUACCGAAAUCAACUUACCAUCAUACCCACUUUCAUUUUACAAGUUACUUUUAUUGAUAUAUGCAGUAGACUGUGUAUUUAGUACCAAAUUAAUUGAUAAUAUCAAUUAUGAAUAAACUAUUUAUUAAUACCAUGUGUGUAAAUAUAUGUACGUAUAUUAACAUACAAUGAAAUAUAGGGGAAAAAAUUGUGUAUCAUAUCAACACUGUUUACUUGAAAGGUUAAUAUUUACAUACACAUGUAUACAGCUGUCUGUAUUAUCAUAUAUAAUAAUGGAAGAGGGAGUGUCAACAGAGAUACAUAUCUAAGAAAUACAUAUCUAAUAUUCAUGUGUGAAAGAUAUACUUAUAUUUAUAAAAUAUUAUAAAUAUGACAUAAUAAAUAGUGUUACUUAUCUACGCACAUACACAUGUUUAUAUACAACUGUCUAUAUUAUUAUUUAUUUCACUUUUUUAAUUCAUAAUGAAUGAAUUUGAAUAAUAACAUGAACUAGCUUAGUAUUGCACUACCAGAUACAUUUUAACGGCCCAUAUAGAGGGUUAUAGCUAAUCCUUCAAAAAUGUAUGACGCAAAAUUAUAAGAUCUUGCAUAUCUUUAUUUUUAUUCCAUCAUGGAUCCCAUACCGUGAAAUUUGUACAUAUAUAUGUCUAUGUUAAUUGAAUGUUUUGUACAUUUUUGUUUGUGUGUGUUGUCAUAUAUAU